AUGGCCCAGGAGAACCAAUCAGGCCAUCAAAAGCAGUGGAAGGUCAAUUGGCUCGUCCCUGUAUCAGCUUUCAUGGUUCUCUUUGCAAAGAUCAGGGCCGCUCGACACUCGAACAAGCUCAAGACGACGUUGUCUGGUGGUAGCUACACCUCGAGGAGUUUAUGGAGUACAGGGAACAAGAAGGCGAAGAAGAGGAAGAAGGGGAUGAGCUUUUUAAAUCAAGAGGGCAUCGAUAGAGUGCUCGAACAAGAAGAACAGCAGCAGAUCAAGGGGGAGGGAGAAGGAAUGUUCGGGGAUGGCGGGGUCUGGCAGAGGUCAAUCCUGAUGGGGGGUAAAUGCGAUCCGUUGAACUUCUCCGGGGUCAUAUACUACGACGAGAAGGGGAGGAAGCUCAACCAGUUGCCUCCACGGUCGCCCCGAUCGAGCCCUUUCCCGGUAUAA
Molecule: messenger RNA, 441 nt
Organism: Punica granatum (pomegranate)
Lineage: Eukaryota; Viridiplantae; Streptophyta; Magnoliopsida; Myrtales; Lythraceae
Source: RefSeq, a predicted model, not a curated record